This is a messenger RNA of Cordyceps fumosorosea ARSEF 2679, 978 nucleotides long. Its product is annotated as Mitochondrial carrier domain protein. NCBI's taxonomy places the organism in Eukaryota, Fungi, Ascomycota, Sordariomycetes, Hypocreales, Cordycipitaceae. The transcript is spliced from 5 exons. Gene Ontology annotation, biological process: transmembrane transport. The coding region runs from base 1 to 978 and encodes 325 amino acids. The record is from RefSeq and is a predicted model, not a curated record.
AUGUCGACGCCUCCGGGCUCGGCCGAUGCCCAAUUCCGAGGGAUUCGUGAAUGGCUUUCUCAACCGGUUGUUGCCGCGUUCUGCGGAGGCGGCGUUGCUGGUGCAGUUUCGAGAACCGUGGUGUCCCCCCUCGAGCGUCUCAAAAUUCUUAUGCAGGUGCAGAGCGUUGGACGAGACGCAUACAAAAUGUCAGUUAGCCAAGCGCUGGCUAAAAUGUGGCGGGAAGAAGGAUGGAGAGGCUUUAUGAGAGGCAAUGGGACGAACUGCAUUCGUAUCGUGCCCUACUCCGCAGUACAAUUCAGCAGCUACAACUUUUACAAACGACAUAUUUUCGAGACGACGCCUGGGGCUGAACUGACUGCCGUUACGCGCUUAGUUUGUGGCGGAAUUGCUGGUAUUACAUCAGUUUUCCUCACAUACCCCCUUGACAUCGUUAGAACCCGUUUGUCGAUCCAAUCAGCAAGCUUUGCUGAGCUGGGCAAUCGCCCGCAGCAGUUACCUGGCAUGUGGUCAACAAUGACUACGAUGUACAGAAGCGAAGGCGGCAUUGCUGCUUUGUACCGUGGAAUCGUUCCAACUGUGGCUGGCGUGGCGCCAUAUGUCGGACUGAACUUCAUGGUUUACGAAUCUGUCAGAAAAUACCUGACGCCGGAGGGUGACAAAAAUCCUAAUGCGGGUCGCAAGCUGCUUGCUGGUGCCAUAUCUGGAGCUGUUGCUCAGACCUGCACAUAUCCAUUUGAUGUUCUACGCCGACGAUUCCAGAUCAAUACAAUGUCCGGCAUGGGCUACAAGUAUAAGUCACUUCCUGACGCUGUGAGGGUUAUCGUGGCACAGGAAGGUGUCAAAGGUCUCUACAAGGGUAUUGCACCUAACCUCCUGAAGGUUGCGCCGAGUAUGGCGUCCAGUUGGCUGAGCUUUGAACUCACCCGCGAUUUCAUAGCAAGUCUAAAGCCAGAAGCUAGCGAAAUGUCGCGGUAG